Molecule: messenger RNA, 711 nt
Organism: Clupea harengus (Atlantic herring)
Lineage: Eukaryota; Metazoa; Chordata; Actinopteri; Clupeiformes; Clupeidae
Product: NACHT, LRR and PYD domains-containing protein 6-like
Exons: 2
Coding region: 165-698 (177 amino acids)
Molecular function (GO): protein binding
Source: RefSeq, a predicted model, not a curated record
GUAGAAUUUCAUUGUGAAAAUUCAUUAUUCAAUGUUUCUCAUGAAAGAAAAAUGUCUUUGGUUUGGAACAUGAACUAUCCCCCCAACAUCUGGCCUUUUUGACAGCUGUCCCAGCCUGACCCCAAGCAUCCAGUUCGUAGUGGACUAAUAAUCUGGACCCCACAAUGACUGCAGCCCUGAGGGAAGAGCUGAGGAACACUCUGGGCAACCUCACAGGGGCCGAUUUUAAGAGGUUCAAGCACCUCCUUCGGGACCAGGGCCAAAUCCCAUGGGGAAAACUGGAGAAGGCCGACAUAAACGACACUGUGGACUUGAUGGUAGAGAUGUACUGCAUGAAAGCUGGGGACGUCAUGUUGACCAUCUUGAAGAAGAUGAACCACAACCAGUUGGCCAUGGAGAACGAUCUGGAAGAAUCCCUGAGGGAAGUGAAGAGAGUGCUGAGGAACACUCUGGGCAACCUCACGGAUGCCGAUUUCAAGACGUCCAAGCACCGCCUUCGGGACCAGGAUGACAAAAUCCCAUGGGGACAGCUGGAGAAGGCCGACAGAGAUGACACUGUGGACUUGCUGGUGCAGGUGUACAGCACGGAAGCUGGGGACAACAUGUUGACCAUCUUGAAGGAGAUUAACCAAAACCAGUCGGCCAUAGACUUGGAGAAAGAUCUGGAAGAAUGUGAGUGUGUAGCUCAUAGUCUCUGAUGAGGCAUCUGUG